GGUGCUCGAUCGUCGGAGAAUCAGAGGAGAGAGAGAGAGAGAGCAGAGACAAAGGAGCCAGGCAUGUCGUUUAUGAAAGGAGAUUUGCUAUCGAGAACAAGAACACUCGUCAAGGGCUUGGCCAAGGCCGAACCUGCCUGGCUCAAAGCCAUGGAACAGGCACCUCCUGCAACAUUUCCCCGUGUUGACGGGAAGAUUAAGAAAAUCAGUCUCCCUGAGGAUCCUUACAUUAAAAAGUUCUUUAAGAGACAUCCGGAUUCAAAGCAUGAAGAUGCGAUCAAGAUUUGUAGUUUUGAGCCCCCUCCUGCCCGAUUGUUUGGUUUGCGUGUUCUUGAUUUAAAGGAGCAGGGGGUUAAUGAAGAAGAAGCUAUGGCUAUAGCUGAUAUGGAAUAUCGGGCAGAGAAAAGGGCCAAAAAGAAAGCAUAUACUCGAUUGAAACAAAUUGCCCGUCUUCAAGGAAAGAGGCCUCCUCCCAAUCCAUACCCCAGUGCAAUCAAGGAGAUACAAGCAGAGGAAAAGAAGUAUGUUCGAGACCGGUUCUUCAAUCCUAGGAUACGCCAGAUUGUACAGCAGCUGAAAGAGGAUAGGGAUGCUCAAAGGCAAGACGGGUUUAGAGGGGGCAGAUGGUAAUUUAAGGGGCAUGAUAUUUCAAUCAUCAGAUUUUCUUUUAUCUUUCGGAACUUGAAUUUCAAUUAUUAUUUUGACUACCCAGUAAUUUACUUCAGAUCAUUUUGGGCUUCAUGCUGAAGUCAGUAAUGAUUGGGAAA
This is a messenger RNA of Tripterygium wilfordii, 767 nucleotides long. RefSeq lists its product as uncharacterized. The coding region runs from base 64 to 630 and encodes 188 amino acids. The record is from RefSeq and is a predicted model, not a curated record. Lineage: Eukaryota; Viridiplantae; Streptophyta; Magnoliopsida; Celastrales; Celastraceae. The transcript is spliced from 4 exons.